AUGGAACAGGCUUUUCAAGUGCCGAGACUUCAUCUUGAUACCUUUCUCGUACAACCAAAAUAUCUUGAUUUCAUUGAACCCCCUACGGUUCCUUUUCCUCCCCCAAUAUGGUGUUUGCAACAACCUCCUCGAUCAAUUUCAUUAAUGGACGUGUAUAAGGAUCAUGUCCUGAUUGCAACGCAUACGGUCGAUCAAAAGGCAUUUUAUCUUCUUGGACGGAAUGCUGCAGUAUGUGACAUUGUCUUGAGUCACUGUUCAAUCUCAAGACUUCAUGCAACUAUUGUGCAUCAUGAAAAAGGCGCGACCUAUUUGGUAGAUCUUGGAUCUGCACAUGGAACUUUUGUGGAUGGAUCAAGACUGACAGCUUUACAGCCGACGCUUGUGGUACAUGGUGCUGUGCUUAAAUUUGGGGCAUCUUCGCGUUCAUAUACGUUCAAGUCGUUUGACUCUCGUGAGCAAAUUGCAGAACUCAUCAGCAGUCGGGUGGGUCUUCCACGUGAAGAGCUGGUACUGCAGAAGAAUACGCUACUUAAUUCACAGAUUUCGCACCGGUUGGAACUCUCACCUACGAGACGCAGCAUGCCGCCGAUGUUUCCAAUGGCUCCGGUAUGUCAGGGUCAAGUACAUCCUCAAGCUCCAGAACAGGAGUCGUUGAUGCUGGUGGCUCCUGAAGGUGACCAAAAAGGAGGCGCUGAUGAAGUUCAGCUGCUGGGACUUACAGGUAUUGGGCCAGUAAGGAAGCGGACGCGCGGACAGUCUGGAAAUUCUCAGGCUUCGGGGUCGUCGGACCAAAGUGGCAGCACAGCGGACCUUAGUGUGUAUAUGGAUGACCCGACCGAUGAGCACCAGGGUGAGCCGAAGCGCGUGCACUUUUGCGGGCAACCGCCCGAGAUUAUCCCGGAUUCUCUGGACGAAGACGACACAAUCGACACGGACUCGGAUCAUGUGCGUGUUCGCGAAGAACUGCGAAGGACAGAACUAUCCAACAGCGAUUGA
Molecule: messenger RNA, 996 nt
Organism: Peronospora farinosa
Lineage: Eukaryota; Oomycota; Peronosporomycetes; Peronosporales; Peronosporaceae
Source: the annotation of a GenBank genome assembly